AUGGACAAGAGCAUGGCCAACGGCGGGCCGCCCAGCUACACCCCGGCCUACGACUCCAUCUCCGCCUCCGCCUCCACAUCAACACCAUCCUAUUCCACCGCAACCACCUCGGCACCCGCACCCGCACUCGCACCCGCGCCUGCCGCUCAGCCCGUUCCCGAGGAUAUCUCGACACCGAUCGCACGCCAGACCUCGCGCGCCUCGCAGAACGCCGCUCCCGCUGCAUGGUCGAUCUUUGCGCUGACGCAGGCGGCGUUGGAGCUUCCGCACAUCACCUCCACACGGCGCAUCUCUCCGCCCCCACCUCAGCCCUCUCCUCUACCUGCAUUCCUGCUGCACUGUACGCUCUUUGCGUCGUACGAUCUGAACGUGCCGCAUCCGGUGCCGUUUCGCGAUGUGGGGUGUCCCGCCACGCACGCGCGCGGCGAAGCGGGCGCGACGGCCAAGAGCAAAGUCUCGCAGUCUGUCACGCGGCUUCGCAAGCGUCUAGGCGUACAGAUCCCCCUGGCGUACCUGGGCAGUCCUGGGUUUAACCCGUGUCAGCUCGAUGCGGUCUCGCCGCGCGGCGGGCUGGCGUUCCUGUCGCAUCCCCAGCCCAGGAACGGUGCAGAGAUGACCGCCAGAUCGGGCAACGUCGCAAGAUACCGCAAGGUAAGCCUGUUCCAAGCCCAGGCAAGGGAGAUGACGCACAUCGUGUCCAGACCGCUCGUAGAGCGCGUCGUGUCGGCAGUGUAUGCGGGGCAGGGGAUAUACAACAAGAUGGCGCUGUUUCCCGCAGAGGCCGUUCUUUCCUACACGCGCGAUGCCGAGCAGGCCGACGAGAAACAAAGCUGGCUCGCCAAGCUCAAGGCCAAAGCGAAGAGUUCCGACUCCAAACCCGACGCUGUCGCACAGGGGACACAGACGAUCGCGCAGGUGCGUUCCGCCGACACUGCGCGUGGUACCGAAGCGAUCAAGUCGGUCAAAACAUCCAUGGUCUUUGCCACGCUCGACCUGCUCGCCCCACCUCCGCGGCUGCUCGAAACCGGCGGGCCUUACCCGGUGGAGAUGAACAAAGCCUCCGACGCGGACCUCGCCACCUCGGCGCGGCUUAUCAGCGAGUUCGACCGCGGUACCGACGAUGAGCGCUUUAGCCGCUUCCUCUUCACACCUACCGAAGCGGACGACGCGUUGUUCGCCCAGAUGCUGCACGCGCUCGAACGGCGCGGUGCAAUCUGGUGCGAAGCAGGUCGACUCAUCACGCCUAGCUCGCGCAACCCCAACCCGCGCGAGCGCGCCCGCUUCCUCGUCAAGGGCGUCUUCCCCGAGCGAUUUGCUAACCGAUGCCGCUUCUACCGCGCACGCAAGUUCGAGCCCAUGCCGAGCGAUCUCUCCCCGAACGAGGUGCGCAAAUUCGGCGCACCCCUCAUCGUACACACCGUCGUCGAACGCACGGGAUCAGAGGGGAUCGAUAUCAACGACUACGUCCAGCCCCAGCCAACCAACACAGCAACACGGGCAGACGACGAGGGAUUCGAUUGGGAGUGGGAUGAGAACGACCUGGCGCCCCGGCUAGGCGGGGGCCAAGGCGAGUGCGAGUUGCCCGACUACACGUCGGCGCAGAAGGAGCAGUUGAGGGGGUACGGUAUCGAGUCCGCCCGGGCGCGCGCGCUCAUCGAGGCCGAGGCCGACUUCUUUAUCGGCUGGAGCAUCGGCGUCACAGACGAGCCCUUCAAAAACGGCGGAUGGAUGGAAAGCAUGGGUACCGGCUCGGCACUCUGGUUCGCUGGAGGCGCCUUUUGA
Moesziomyces antarcticus is the source of this 1782-nucleotide messenger RNA. RefSeq lists its product as uncharacterized. Lineage: Eukaryota; Fungi; Basidiomycota; Ustilaginomycetes; Ustilaginales; Ustilaginaceae. The coding region runs from base 1 to 1782 and encodes 593 amino acids. The transcript has a single exon. The record is from RefSeq and is a predicted model, not a curated record.